Onthophagus taurus is the source of this 1029-nucleotide messenger RNA. RefSeq names its product brachyurin-like. Lineage: Eukaryota; Metazoa; Arthropoda; Insecta; Coleoptera; Scarabaeidae. Gene Ontology annotation, biological process: proteolysis. The record is from RefSeq and is a predicted model, not a curated record. Gene Ontology annotation, molecular function: serine-type endopeptidase activity.
UCUAAUAUAAAAAUUAAAUAAAUACAUGUUUUCAAAAGCUUUAUAAAUAUUAUUAUCUAAAAUAAAGUAUAUAUAUAAACAGUAAAAACGUAUAUAAAAGAAAAUAAUCCCAUCGAUCUUUAGUUUUGUUCCCGCUGAAGAAGAGCAAGGAUGAAUUUCCUUACUUUAUUCUUUUUAAUUCAACUCGGCACGAUUUCGAUUCAGGUUAAUGAUCAAAGCUCGCGUCGUGUUAAAAGAAUAGUGAAUGGAUGCGAGGCAUAUCCUCAUUCAAACCCAUACCAAGUUGGAUUAGAAUUUUUAAAACCCGGAGUUUUAAAUUGUCCCGAAUACUAUUUUAAUAUUAAUUGUGGAGGAGUAUUAAUUUCGCCAAGUUACGUUUUAACUGCAGCUCAUUGCACUGAACGUGCAUUAUUAGUAGAUGUGUAUCUUGGUCUUCAUAAUUUUAACAUGGAUUGUUCUUACACCUUGAUGAGAUCAAAAAGUAUUUACAAUCACAAAAACUUCAACCCAAAAACAUUAAAAAACGACAUCGCAUUGAUUCAACUUCCAAAUCCGGUACAGUUAAGUAACGAAAUAAUGGUAAUUUCAUUACCAUCUUUAUUUUGGGAACCCUUUUUUUCUGUAAAUAAAUUUGCCACAAUCUCGGGUUGGGGUGCAACUUCAGAUCGUUUAUACGAAGAUUACCCAAAACAGUUGAGAUGCGCUAUAACUAAAAUUAUAGGCAAUGUUGAGUGCUCACGUUAUUACGAUGAUUUUUUAAUUCAAGAUACUAACAUUUGCACUGACAGUAGAGGUGGUUUCGGAUCCAUUUGUUAUGGCGAUAGCGGCGGUCCUCUUGUUGUCGAUGGAGUUUUAGUUGGUAUUGCCUCAUUUGUACAUAAAUAUGGGUGUGAAUACAAAGCUCCAUCUGUUUAUACUAGAGUUAGCCAUUAUGUGUCUUGGAUUAAAGAGACGAUUAGGAUAUGCGUUAAAUAAAAACCAUUUAUUAAUGUAUACAUAGUAAAUAAAUAAUUAUAAUUAUAUUUAUGA